Geodia barretti is the source of this 678-nucleotide messenger RNA. The record is from the annotation of a GenBank genome assembly. Lineage: Eukaryota; Metazoa; Porifera; Demospongiae; Tetractinellida; Geodiidae.
GAAUUUGCCCCGCCGCCGCGCCGCCUAGCCUAUGCCUAGCGCACGAUUUGCUGUGCUGUAGAUGUCCCUCCUCUCUGGAUCGUCAUGGCUUAUGACUAUUCUGCAACUGAUCCGCUGCUUUCUCACUCUGGAAACACUCCGGAGAAACCCGUCUGUGGCCCAGCUCCUGGGCACGGAGGCUACGGAUCUGUGGGUGGAGACUUCCCGUACCACCUGACGGCCCAAACCACCACGGCUGGUCCCUACCACGGAAUACACCCCCCACAGACGGCUGGAUCGGCAGCCUCAUCGAUUGCUCACGACCAGCACCAAGGAGGGGAGCAGCACCAGUGGGGCACUGGUUGGAACCCAAAUGGUCCAGGCCCUGAUUCUUACUCGUACCCUGCAGACAGCCGGCCAAGACCAGGGCCUAUUCCUCCUCAGAGCCUUCAUGCAGAGAAUUCAUCAGCACUUCCUCCUGUACCACCAGCCCAUCCCCCUAGCCAAAUUCAACAUCCUCGUCCAACUGGAUAUCCAGUUAAUCAACAUCAGCCUCAACAAUUUGUCCAGCGACAACAACCAGCUCACCCUCAACCAUUCGUCCAGGCACAGCCACCAGUGUACAACCCCACUGUCCAUCACCAUGUGGCCAUGGUACGUACCACUCACUGUGGUUUUAAGGGUGUAUCAUUAAUUGCC